Messenger RNA from Malus domestica (apple), 1195 nucleotides. Its product is annotated as ras-related protein Rab5-like. Gene Ontology annotation, biological process: intracellular protein transport. The record is from RefSeq and is a predicted model, not a curated record. NCBI's taxonomy places the organism in Eukaryota, Viridiplantae, Streptophyta, Magnoliopsida, Rosales, Rosaceae. Gene Ontology annotation, molecular function: GTP binding; GTPase activity. Gene Ontology annotation, cellular component: endomembrane system; Golgi apparatus; endosome.
GAUUGUCUGAGUGCUCUCUCUUCUUUGUCAUCUUUCCAGUUUCUUCAUCUAUUAAUUUUCUUGGAAAAUCCACACAAAAUUUCUUGUCACUUUUAUUGCAACAGCUUCUCUCUCCCCCUCAAAAGCUGCUACAAUUUUGAUCAAAGUAGUGCUCCAAUGGCGAGGCCUGGCAACAAGAUCAUACAAGCCAAACUGGUGGGUGCUUCUAGGGGACAUGGGAACUGGGAAAACCAGCUUGGUGUUAAGAUUUGUCAAAGGCCAGUUCUUCGAUAACCAGGAACCAACGAUAGGAGCAGCUUUUUUCACUCAAAUACUGUCUUUAAGUGAAGCCACUGUGAAGUUUGAUAUAUGGGACACCGCAGGACAAGAACGAUACCAUAGCUUGGCUCCUAUGUACUAUCGUGGUGCAGCAGCAGCUGUAGUCGUGUAUGACAUCUCAAGCACGGAGACAUUUACUCGAGCCAAAAAAUGGGUUCAAGAAUUGCAGAGGCAAGGGAAUUUAAACUUGGUGUUGGCAUUGGUUGCAAAUAAGUGCGACUUGGAGGCAAAAAGGGAGGUCGAGAGUGAGGAAGGGGAGCAAUUUGCUCAAGAGAACGGGAUGUUUUUCUUGGAAACAUCAGCCAAAACCGCGCAGAACAUUAACGAGCUUUUCCAUGAAAUAGUUUUGCAUUCUAGCCUGGUUUUUGAAAUUCGGACAACGCUUAGACGGUUCUUUUCCUUUCCACCUAUGCAGCGAAGAGAUUGGCAAAAGCUGCUCCCGCAAAGCCUGCCAGAGUGAAUCUAAACAGCGAAACACGCGACAGAAGAAGAAUGGGAUUUUGCUGCUUGGGAUGACUCGACGACAUUUUUUGAGAAAUCCCAUUUUGCCUGUGGCUCGAAGAUCGUGUUCUUCAAAGUGCAAGUCGAAGUCUCAACAAAUUGCUGACACGAAAUCAAACAUGUUAUUGAUUGAAAGAUACAUCUGUACAUAAGAUUCUAAUACGUUCUGCAGAACACCAAUGUUGCCUUGACAAUCAUAUUCGUAUGUCACCGAUGUUCGUCGAAAGCAUAUGAAGCAGUGUAGCCAUUACACAAAAACUUAGGUUGGAUGGAUCAGCUCAUCUGUAGACUAACUGUAAAGGCAGUCCUCAUUCUUUUUCAUCAGCUUGUGUGCGGUUUCCAACCAUCUAUACAUCUUUUUCGCGGUUUAAGUCCA